Molecule: messenger RNA, 523 nt
Organism: Varanus komodoensis (Komodo dragon)
Lineage: Eukaryota; Metazoa; Chordata; Lepidosauria; Squamata; Varanidae
Product: mediator of RNA polymerase II transcription subunit 1-like
Exons: 4
Coding region: 62-523 (153 amino acids)
Biological process (GO): regulation of transcription by RNA polymerase II; cellular response to thyroid hormone stimulus
Cellular component (GO): mediator complex
Molecular function (GO): nuclear vitamin D receptor binding; transcription coregulator activity; nuclear thyroid hormone receptor binding
Source: RefSeq, a predicted model, not a curated record
UUGUCCAAAGCACAGCUUUUUCAUAGAUAAAGGCUCAGAAAAACCUGGUUUGACUGGAGCAAUGGUCACAGAAAUCCCCUUCACACAUCCAAAACAUGUGCCUGAUAUGAUUGAGGUGCUCCGGCAUCAGGCCACAUAUAACACCCUCAUUAGCAGUUGCGUGUCUGAGAAGACUGGAUGUGACGAUCCAUUGGAACAGCUUCAUUUUGAAGUCUCUCAGGAAAAGGCCACUAGCUUUUCAGUAACAUUCCAGCAUCCUUUGAAGGAAAGCCUUACCUGUGUAAUGAUCAACGUUUUGAGCUCACGGGAAAUUCAGUGCACUCUCUUUCCAAUUUCUGAAGAUUCCUUAAAUUGCAGCAAUGACUAUCUCACAAGAGUCAUGAAGCGGUGCACAUCUGUCCCAAUCCUCAUGAGAGCUAUUUUCAAGAAAGCUACCAAACCAGAAGUUGAAGUUACUCAAAGCACAGGCAGAAACACUGAAGAAAGCUCCAGUGAUGUUCAAGUUGAAACCACCCAGGAGUAG